CUACGUGGUAUGCAGGCAUGCUCUCAUUUGCUGAGCUUUUCCUGCAUGAAUCUGGUGCAGCACUACGGACGACAUUGCUGCGCAUUUCAGCACUCGCAUUGCUGACACCUUUGUAAAGGCACAUCAUGCGCCUACAUGCAGAUUCCACCGUUCCUCAUAGCUAGCAUUAGUUAAGCACUUCCCAAAUUGCAAUCUCGCACCAUGGAGCACUUUGUCGCCGACGUCAUCACCAAGCAGCUGGCGCAGUUCCUGGUCCUGUCUCCGGACGAGUUGCACCUUCAUCUGCUGUCCGGGGAGGUCCGGUUGCAGAAUGUCCGGUUGAAUACAAACACUAUCAACAAGGACUAUGCGACGGCGUCUCCCCUUCUGGUCAAGAAAGGGAUUGUUGGUUUAUUGAGGGUACAGUUCAAACCUCUCCGUGUGGACGCAAUCAACGUGCUGGUGGAGGAUAUUGAACUGGAAGUAGAGCCAAGGCCCCCUGACUCUGAUUGGUGGUCGAAGCAAGCGGCCGCCGCCCCUGUGACACUCGACCGCAGCCAACAGCUCGCCCUCCUCGACCCUGAGGCAGCCGCGAUCGAGGAAUUCGCAAAAGAUGGCGCAGGGCCCUCUCGUCUGCAGAAGAUCGCCGUUGGCUUCCUUGAGCGCUUAACUGCCGCGGUCCUGGGGGCGCUCCGAGUUGAGGUCAGAAAUGUGAGAGUGAGCGUUGUGGUGGGGUUCCGGGGAGAAGGGACUGAUGUUCGAGCGAAGGGUUCCGAAAUUGCAUGUCAUAGGCAGAACCAGUCUGGGAAGGAGGAAGAGAGAGGCGGCUACGUUGAGAACAUCCGAAAUGGCAUGCCGAGCGAGGUCCAAAGCGGGGAACAAAGUGGGCCAAACGAUGGGGGAGGGAGAAGAGACGCCCGCCCAGUUGCAGAUGGACUAGAGAAGGCGGAAGAUGCAGUUAGGGAGGGAAACGAGGACAACAACGCUGAAGGGCGCAAUUCUGUGAUCGAAUCGGCGGAGCCUCACACCGCAAUCCCAGUCGCUCCUGGCGGCAGGAGCCCCCCUGGCGGGCAAGAGUAUGUUGCUCUCGAGGUGGCACUUGAGAGCUUCAUUUUGUUUGAGGGCCGACACGGGCAGAACGGGGGUAGUGGGGGAGGCGCCGACAAGGGGUCUGUGAGCAAACACACGCAGUUGGGAGGGCUGGCAAUUAGACUCGAGACAAGCGAGGGGCGGGGAGAGGGGGAAGCGGAGAUGAGUGAUAAUAGCAAGGGGUUGAGCAGAGCUAAGCCGGGCGAGAGCGAGCAGACCAUUGACAGUGACACUGAGACAACGGUUGUCUCUCUGGGUGGGCUUUCGUCCCCAGAGAGUAGCAUCAAAAGUGGGGAGGGUUUGGCAAGCGGCGAGGAAAAGGGGGCUACCCCGCUGCGGGUUGCUAGUGUUAGUCGGAGGAGCAUUCUGCUCCCGAACGAGAUCGACACGGUGCUCAGAAUCAACAAGCUGGGGUUGGACAGGGUUCAGGUGGACGCUCGGACGAUGGCCAUGGAGUUGGACGUCCAAGACUUGGCUGCGCUCGCGCACUUGGCGGCGGCUCUCAGCCCCCCUGCAAAAGUGAGUGCUGGUCAAAGCUCGUUGGAAGGUUCGGAGGGGACUCGCGAGGCUGCCACGAAUAGGGGGAGUACAGAGGGGAAGCCAGGUGAAGCUGAAGGAAAGUCUCAUGGAAAAGGGCGCUCAGAGCAAACACCAGCGCAGGACUCAGAGGGAGGGAGCAAAGAGGGGCGUUCGGAGGAGGGGGAAGGCGGCCUGUCGGAGGCGGCACUGCGGUGGCAGAAGGCCUUUCGAUUGAUCAGGGAGCAGAGCCACAGCACGCGACUGCACGGUGUGCUUGAGGCCGGGGCUGCCAGGAGGAGGUACGUCGCCCUUUAUGCCGAGUGGCUGCGCGCGAUCGGAUGGGGCGAGGACGCUCCCGCGCAACUGGCGCGUCAACAAGCGGAGAAGCGCCAGCCGCGCGAGGUGCAGCGGCUCAAGGCCCGGUUGCACGACUCUCUACAGACCACAGAGGGAUCCCUCCCGAUUGAAGCAAUCGUAGUUGCGCGCAAGAUCGCGCGAGCGCAGAUUCAGGGGCAGAACGGGGAAGACGCAAAGGGGGCCUUCCUGAGCCUUUCUCGAGGGGCCAGCGGGGUGCAGAAAGAAGGGGAAGAUUGGUGGUUUUGGGAGACGAAGUAUUACAAGUCUGCCAAGGCAAUUGCGAAAGUGCUGUACGCGGUGCUGUGGGGCCUGUUGAACACGCUCUGGACGAUCGUUGUGAGCCCGUACAACGGCUUUGUGUCGGCCACCCACGUCAUGCAGGCGCGGCCCGAGGCGGACCCCUGGGCGGUCGACGAUGAUGUCACACCGGCGGAGAUAACCUCAGCCAAGGGCGACGAACAAGCGCCAGCUGGGGCGCCCGCUCAGCUGGCGCUCACGGCGUCGUUCCACAUUGGGGCGGGCAGCGUGACGUUCAGCUCGUCUCGAAUGACGUCAGCGCCACGUCAGCAGGAGGGCGAGGCUCCCGAGGGGCAGGCGGUCCGGCUGACGUGGAGCCGCCUCUCGCUGUCGGCAACGCAAAGCGGAGGAGAAGGCGGCGGCGCGGUGUAUCUGGCAAGAGUGACUCUCGGCAGCGUCGACUGCAACUGCAUCUCCGUGCUUUCCUAUUCCACGGCGAUCCAGCUCGGUCGAGCCGACUCGCUCUCUGAGCCACCCCGGUUAGAGUCGACUCCUUCCGGGGGCUUCCUGCGGAGCAUCUUUGGGCUCGAGCGGCAGCGCAGCGAAGGCGUCGAAGUUGACGAGGUCACAGAGCGGGAUGCAACGUUCGACGAUAAACCACGGUUGGUGGAAGGGUCCGGGGGCAAUACCCCCCUGUUUGUGUCGGGCUUUGCACCCGAGUGGAAGACGGGGCACCCGAAAGCGUCAUCGAAGCUGCUCGGGAUGGGGGCGUUCUGCAACCGGGGGCUGGGGCGGGCCAGGCGAGCUCCAGCAGGAAGUGUGGGCGGAGGUUUGAGCCUCAAGUCUCGUCUCCUCGGCACGAACGACCCAGGAAGCCGCUCGUUAUUCACUCAACCAUCCCUUCCUUCCGACGCCCACGAAGCCUCGGGUUCUCAAACGGCCCCUGUCGAAUCCACAUCCCACGCCCGCAAACCUUCUUUCCUAAGCCAGUUCUUCAACCGCCCCUUCUCGCAUCUAGCCCGGGCCCCGUCCCUGGCGCGGCUCCCCUCUUUCAGCUCACAAACCAGCUCCCUUGCGACAAAACAGGGCCCCUCCCGUGAAGAGCAGGCCGCCGCAGAGCGCCGCAGGGAGCGGCGCGAGCGCUGGCGCGCGCGGUUAGCGGCUAACCGGCCGUUUGCAGUCGCGGCUGUAGAGGUUAACACGAGUGGGUUUAUGAACCCCGGAGACGAUGAAGCGGCGGCGGUGACAUGUGGGGCGUCUGUUGGUCGGUUGAGCCUCUUUGUGGGUCUGGACGUCUUGGACCGAGUUGGACCGAUCUUGUCCGAGCUGCGGGAUCUUGCGGCCUCUUUGGAUCUGCUUUCGACGCCAAGCGGUGCGACGGCAAUCGACAAAAGCAAGCCCGAUCGGGGGACUGAACCAGGACAGUCGGGGAAAGACACGAGAGGCGUUCCCGAAGUGCAGCGGCCGAACAGUCCCUCGGACGUCCUAACCUCCUCGAUAGCGUCCGUCUUCACGUUGCUUGGACCAAGCAUCUGCGCGGCCGCACCGAGCAUCCGCCUAGACGUGUCGGCAGUCGUCGACCUACCCCGGUUGAUCCUCACUGGGGGUGCUCCGGACGCACCUUCGGCGUCCGAAUCAAUCAUUGCGGACGCUGGACAGCUGGCGCUGUCCCUAUGGCCAGUCUCCCCGGCCCUGCACCAGCAGGAGCGACGCCGGCGCGCAUCGCAAGUGUCGGCAAGUGGGCGCACGCCCCCGGGACAAGGCCUCAGAGCGCCCCCUCCCGAGAAAAAGGAUGAUGCAAUCAACCCGUCUGGGGGUCUCUGGGAGAUCUCCGCACUCGAGUUGGAGGCCUGGGACCGGCACCCAUCUCUUCCCCGCGACGUCGUGGGGGGCCGAUACUCCCAGCGGUUCAGAAUCUGGAACAGCGCUCGGCUGACUCUGUCAGCGGCCUCCGCUGCCGUUGCUGAUGUUAGCAUGUCGAAACUAGCCCGUCGGGAGGGGGGGAUGGAGGACUUCGGGGCCACGUGGCUGGUGGAACCGGCGGGGGUUGAAGUAAGUGCCUCGCUGUUGAAGGAGGUCGGGACGUCGUUGUUUGGAGGAGGAACCGCGGCGUCGGUGGUGCUUGGGUUAAGGUUAGCGGAACUGGCCGUUGACCCGUUGCCGGACGCCGUGGCACGGGCUGUGGGGGUAGCAUCGCAGCUGAUGCGGGGGGUGGAAAAGUUGGUGGCGGAACUUUCGCCUAAAACCGGAGCGCUAACCCAGGAAGCCCCGAGCCCAGGGGUCGGCGACGUGCUUGGGGAAGGCUUGAAAUAUACUGCAGAUACUGCAGCAGAAGUGGUCGUUGAGCAGGUCCCCAUUCCAAGCCUUGCAAAAGCGAACCAGGUCGAGUUAUUCUCGCUUGCUGCCUACGUGCACGCCGCAAAACUGAAGGCCAAUCUAAGCGAAGGGGGUAAACAGGAGGCUGAACGGGGCUCUGAAGGGGGUUUGGGCAGGGGAAAAGGAAGCGGUGACGUCAGAAGGGAGGGCGAAGAGAAGACUGGCGAAGCAGGACCCCAGAGCCCUUCGGGAAAAAGCAGAGCGCACGGAAGGUGGGCACACGCGACGAGAACGAUUACUAACCUGAGGAGACAAGCGGCUGAGAAUCGGGGUCAGCGGGACCCGCGCCCGGAGUUAGCCCAAACCCAGGCGCGGCAGCGGCUGGAGGGCGUCCCUGCACACGUGGCGCUCGAGGGAGCGUGGUUGAGCGUACACCUCAGCGGGAAGGACUGCCAGGCUGACGUGGCAGGGGGUCUGGGGGCUGUGCGGAUGGAGGUCGGGGCGAAGGCCCAGGACGAAGGCUGGGGGGUUACGGCCCUAACCGACGGCAAACCCGGUUUUGGCGGCGAGCGCAGCCAACUGACACUUGGCCGGUGCGGGUUCGAGGCAUCUUUGGGGGAGGUUCUGAGGAGAGGGGUGAGGGAACUAGAGGGGGAGGAUACUUCCACCCUAUUUGAUGACAAUUCCGAGAACAGGGGGUUGUUGACGGACCAGGAAAUAUCCCCCCCCGCGAACCUGAUCUCAGCGGCGCUCCAGGUGGGCAGUCUGACGUUCUUGGAGUCUGGGGAAGCGGGGCUCACGGUGACGCGGCACGUGAAGCAGGCCAUGACGGGGCCGGAGAGCCUGACGCUCGCCGUCGAAAUCGCCGAAGGGCUGCAAGCAGUCUCGCUGCAUUCGACGGGCGGCCUGUUUCUGGUCGACUCUGGGGCUCUCGCGCGGGCCUACGCUUUCCUGACGGACUUUGCAACGGCUCUCAGUGUCAGCGUAAGCGCGGGGCUGUCCGAAGGGGGAGGGACUCCGGAACGCCCACAAAGAGGAGACUCUGCGUCUGGAAAAGGAGCCACCUCUUCAAACAGCCGGAGCGUGACUUCGGACGGCCAGCAACCGGGCGCGGACCCAUUUGAAGCGUCCGCAGAUAUGAGCAGGGCGGGCGUGAAGCGCUCGUUGGAAGAGGGGCCGGAGACGGUGAUUAACAGGUCGAGAUCGAGAGGGACCAGCCUAAGUCAGAGCGGCAAAACGGUCCGGUGGGCAGAUGUGGAGACAGCUGGCGAAGAGCAGCCGUACGGAGAGAGCGGGGGAGAAGUCGAGGAGAUAGGACCCGAAUCAAAGAGCGCUGCAUUUUCGGAGCGGAAGCAGGGGAAAGAGCGUACUGAAUCAGGGGGAGGUCUCGGGAACGGGACGCUAGAAGCACCAUCCGCGGGAGGAACGAGCGGAGUUGCUGGGCUAGAUAUCAAGGUUACGGUCUCGGUGAAAGGGGUGACAACGGGCCUGCUCAGGUCGAUCGCCGUGGAUCUAGCUCCUGCGGGUGCUGUUCUGAUGGAGCUCGACACCACCGCCUCAGUCACUACUGAGAACGGCGACCUCUCAGCCCGCCUUGACCUUUCCCGGGUCGCCCUUCUGGGCGUCAUCCCCCCGCCUCAAGAAGUGGGCACCCGUGUUUCUGGCGAAUCUAGUUCCGCCGCCCUCUUCAAAGAAGCUGAGCACGAGUCCGCCAAAACCUCCUCUCGGGAGCAUUUCGGGGCAACCGUAACCAGGGGGUUCCGAGAGCAAGGUCGCCCAAGCGAGGAUGAGCUUUCGCCUGCUCUACGCGGAGGCCGGCUGAUACUGGAGUGCUUAAGGUUGGGGGCGAAGGUCCGAAGCGUGCCGUCGGAGAAGUCGGACGGUGUUUCGGACGAUUCUUUCUCUUGGGGGGGUACCAGAAGCGGUGGACUCCUCCCCCCACCGCGGGCAGAAACCUCAGUUCUCAAUCCGAAGGCCCUGGAGACGCUCGAUGCCAACGAGAGCAAGCACUUAGACAGACUCAUAGAAGCCGUCAGGGCGCAGAGCGGGGCCUGGGAGGGGGAGUGCCACGUCAGCGGCGCUGACGUGGCAGUGACGACCAGCGAGCUGCAGCUUCUGAUCUCGAUUGCGACUCCGCUUUACACGGCGUUGUAUGCGACAGGCACUACUGCUGCUGUAGAUAAGAAGAUGCGCAAGGAAGUCGGGUUGGCGGUUGCUGGGAAGGACGCUGAGGAGCUUGCAUUGCAAGACUUGGUGGAUAUUCCCGAUGGCGCUAUUGUGGCGAUCAAGGACGAGCAGGAGCAGCUGUUCGUGUCCGUGGAGCCACUCCCGUCCAAUCCGGAGCACUUCCGAGUGGUCGGCAAGCGGCACUACACGCUCGCAGACACAGUGACCGGGGAGGGGCGGGCCCUGUUCAAGGUCAAGCGCCACUCGAAGCGUGGCAGUGGCAACAAGGACCAGGCGUGGUUCUCCUUGCUCUCGCUCUACGCCCGACACCCAACUUCCGGCGAGCCGUUCCGCCUCCACUUCUCCCCGAAGACCAACCAGGCCGGAAUCAGCACCACCAACGACGGCUCCUGGGAGCUCUUCCGACUCCAGGCCGUCGAAGGCUCCCAGUACGGAACCAGUGGGGACGCAUUCGACGGGGCCGAAGGCGAAGGCGGCUCCGCUCGUAAAACGCGGCCGCGGAUCCACAUGGUCAACAAGAAGGCGGGCAAGGGGUUGGCGUUUUUGGAGGGGGCGCCUGUGUUCACGAGUAAGCUGGGGAACCCAGUCAAGCUUAAGGUCUUAACCGUGCCCUUAACCGAGGGUCUAGACGUCGAAGCUGGCUCAAACACCGGGGCUGGGGUCGUCCAGGGACAACGUGACGUCAUCCCCACCGAGAGCACGCGUCAGCCGAUCGAGACGCCACUGGAGUUGCCUUUGCAACAUGUGGAGAAUGUUGCGGUGGCGCUGACGAGCGUGCCACAUGUCAAGGUCUCAGUGGCAGGGGGCCUGAAGGCGACGAUCCUCCACGAGGCAGCGGGAGGGGCCCACAUCCUGCCGUUGCUGCGCCUCAGUGCUGACGACAUCGGGGCCAUAGUGACGUCGGGCACGAGAAAGUCCCGGGCCUAUGCUGAGCUGGUGACGUCAGCGGAGUACUUCGAGUCUCAGAGGAGCCAGUGGGGGCCGAUGGUGACGAAUCUGGCGCUGGACGUGUCGUACAGAGGCCGAUCUGGGGACUCUGCGGAUCGCCCACCGGACCGCCCUCAGAAGCCGCUCCCCUUUCCCUUCCCUAAAGUGCCCACCAACGUUUUCCUCUUCAUCCGAGACCGGGUUGACUUUGAGCUUAACCAAGUUGCCAUGGACACGCUACUCUUCCUGGUGGGCGCCCUCGGGUUAGCGGGACCCUACGUGGUUAAGUACUCCCCGACUCAGGCGAACCAGUGCCGGGUGGAAAAUAAAACCGGCGUUGACCUCAUGUGCCGGUUCAAUGACGAGGAGGGAGAGGCAGCGCGGAGCGACGGUGUGGUGCGCUCCUUCGAAGGGGAAUCCUUUCUCAUACGGAAUGAGGAAUGAGGGGGUUGGGAACGCUAGGAGACCGAUCGAGAUCCGGAGUCCGGUUCCUGACGAUACCUGACGGACCUUUAGAUAGGCUUCGCAAAUUCACUGCUAUUGAGAAAGCUUAGAUCAGCAUUGCAUGGCACCUUUCCUCCGCAUCAUAGCCCCACCCCCUGAAGCAUACGUGGCAGCUUGGCAACAGCUCCUUCUCGCGUCUUUGUCGCUCGUCUAAAAGGUCGACCACCGUGUUUUCCGCCUAGGCACAUUGCGUCCCGCCGCGAC
This is a messenger RNA of Klebsormidium nitens, 8319 nucleotides long. The record is from the annotation of a GenBank genome assembly. Lineage: Eukaryota; Viridiplantae; Streptophyta; Klebsormidiophyceae; Klebsormidiales; Klebsormidiaceae.